Pogoniulus pusillus (Red-fronted tinkerbird) is the source of this 744-nucleotide messenger RNA. RefSeq names its product regulator of G-protein signaling 9-binding protein-like. Gene Ontology annotation, cellular component: neuron projection. Bases 98 to 700 code for a protein of 200 amino acids. The transcript is spliced from 2 exons. Gene Ontology annotation, biological process: G protein-coupled receptor signaling pathway. Lineage: Eukaryota; Metazoa; Chordata; Aves; Piciformes; Lybiidae. The record is from RefSeq and is a predicted model, not a curated record.
CCUGCUGUGCAGCACUAGGGCACAGGGCUGCUGAGCACCCCAGAGAGCCAGGGACCAGCAAGAGGGGCUUGAUUCUGCUCUGUCCUCACGGGGUACAAUGGCACCAGGGCAGAGGGACGUGUGCCGGGCACGAGGUGCGGCAGGUAUGUGUGCAGCAGCCCAGGCUGCCCUCUGCAAAGCCACAGCUGUGCACCGGCUGCUGGUGCUGCAGCUCGGAGGCAGCAGCGACAGCCUCUGGUUGCGUGAGGAGCGGGGCAGGAGGAGCACAGAGGCCCGGGAGCUCAGCACGGGGCUCCGGUAUAUGCUGCUGGAGGGGCUGGAGCAGGCAGUGGCAGGCUCCGAGGAGCGUCGGCAGCUGGAGCAGCUCUGGGUGCUCUUCCUCUCUGCGCUGGAGCUCUUCCUGCAGGACCUGCGCCGAGCUCACCACCUCUGCCAGCUCUUCUCUGUACAGAGAGGUGGCACAGCCCCACUGCACACUGGGCUGGGGGGGCGGCGAGGUGGGGGGCCUGUACAGUCCCCCAUUGCCCUGAGCCUGGAGGAGGAGAUGGAGCAGGUGAGGGCCAUGCUGGUGGAGACGGAGAAUAGAGUCAACAUCCCACUAUGGACAGUGGAGGCCACAGAACCAGAGGGGACAGGCAGCAGCAUGGGCAGGGUGACACAGGGAGAGCCUCCAACUGGGCAUUGCUGCAGCAUCCUUUGAGGUGACAGUGCUGGCAGUCCCUGUACCUGCUCAAGAGUCAUGAA